AUCCUCAUCAUCACCAUCACUACACAAAUCUGUGACUCGGAAUUCCACAUGGCUCCCGUACUGAUAAGCUUGUGUACCCACACGGGAUUGGGAGAGAAGUUUUGGUGCGCAGUGCUUUCGCCACAUCACCGCGGGAUAGAGUGACAGCCGAAUGUAUCCGUAUGCUAGUAUAUUGGUUCCAGGUGCUAGAUUAUACAAGAUCCAGAAUGACACUAGAGUGUCAGCUUGUGUAUGUAGACCAACCCAUAACUCAGGUUUUGCGGUGUACGAACAGCGAGAGCAAGUCUAGAGCUGCUAAUGCAUCAGUAGGGAGGGGUGCGAUCUUUUGUACAUUUACAUUACAUUAAAGCAAUAUAUUCUGUUUGAGGUACAUCCCAGUUGGUUGUGAGAAUCUAUCAUAUUGCACUGCGCCAGAGCAAGAAAUGGCCAUCUUGAUGAAGAUGAGAUGUCGUUGAAUGCAUAGUCAGUGAUUGGCUGCGCCCGUUUUAUACGCUAGUUCGAAACGGGCUAGUAGAUCUGUCUGACCAUAUACCAAUCUGUGGGAUCUUAACAUCUUCACUCAACACUUCCACACCCGUGCUUGUCCACUUAACCUACCUUUUCCUGAGUCCCAUACUUUUGGUCAUCAAUACCAGUGCAGAGAAGCUCGGUGCAUGGAAUCAUCACCUUGAGUGGUAGUCCCGAGUCGAGAGAGCUGCUUUACGUCACUCAGGAUCCGGACGGUCCUUAAUCCAGCUUUUAGUAAUCAGGUCGGACUUUUUGGUAUUAUUUCCUCUAUCACAUGUUGCAUGCCAUGUACAUCUAUUCGCUACUGCAUCGUCUGUUCCAUCCUAAUUCCCACGGAAUUUGAAAUUGCGGACCACCUAUUUGCUAUACAUAAACUCAUUCUAAUAGGCACGUAAUCUAGGCAGUAUUCUUUAUUUGCCUCCUGCACCCUUUCGAGCUGCACAACUAUAUAGCCUGCCAUUCCCAUCAUUUUCGACCGGAAUUUAGCACUUCCAACCAGCACCUCCAGCGCCUGAACUCUGUUCUUUGUGGACAUCACCUAUCUCGACUUGUAACUCUCGUUUGAUUCCUGCCCGACACUCAGCCCAACCGCUAGUAACCACCCGCAUCGAGUUGCUUCUACGGAAUUCUUAGUACCGGGUCUCGCUGGCACGAUACCUAAUAUAUAUUUCCCAAGAUCUUACACUCUGCCUACACACGUCCUACCAACGAGCGCGAGCGACUCUCGAAUAGAUUGCAGAAAGUAUCAACAUGAAACAGGACAACCUUAAGACCGAUAUAUACUCCAUAUCCAAAAUGAACAGCGGUAAUGCCCAAGCAAAUAAAAUUGAUACGGUCUCCGAAGUUGUACAGCCAGAAUUGAAUGUGUAUGCAUCAUCGUUCAUACCAGAGAUCUACAAGGAUAUCAACCGAGAUGGCGGGGUGGUGGUUGAUAUCGAUUCGAAGAUUUGCAUUGACUACUCGAGAUAUAUACAGAGCUUUGUGGGCUUUUCCUUUGUUCCCUCAAGGCUCCCUAAACCGAAUCAGCACCUCUUCUCCGCCUCGAAUCGCCAAUACCUACGGCACAUGCGUGCACUGUGGGAUGUUGAAAAGGCCGCAAAGCUCCUCGAGGACGAAGGGCACUCUCUAUACAGAGUGCUGUUGGGAGCUCGCAUACUGGAUGACCAGAGGUUUCUUACAUUACAAAUCCCUGGACUGAGAGAAAACAGCCCAUCAGUGGAAAUAGGGGACACUAUACAAUUACGGCCUCUUUUCGUCGAUUCUAGUGGGAAUCUCACCGACGUCUAUAUGCACUUCAAUUACCCCGAUGUCCAGAUGUAUCCUCGCCAUUGGACGGGUACCAUUUGGAAUGCCUCAGUCCACUAUGUCCAUCGAGCUUCGGAAACUGUGUACCUAAAAGCGGAUGACCUUAGAGAAACCUGGAUAGCGAACUUUCGCUUCGAAUUAUACGUAAACGUGGUUUUUCCGCCGAAAUCGAGGCAUCUGAAGGCAGCCCACGAAGCUCUAGUCUUGAUUGAUACCAUUCUAACAGAGAUUGAUGCCUCCGAAGGCGCCGCUAACGGAGCCUGGGAGCAACACACCAGAACUAUGAGCGUCACAAACGGGGCUUCAGGAGGACAGGAUCCUCCGCUUAACUCUCAAAAAUCCGCGUCUUCGCCACAAAUAGAGGCCAUCCAACGCCCAAAUAGUUGGACACGUCGAAUCCUGUUUCCCGAAGAAUCAGAUGGUCAAUGGCAGCGACAGCUACGCCGAUAUCCAGAUCGCAAGCUAUUCGAUCCCCAAUUGAACUAUGAACAGGUCCAAGCUGUCAACUCUGUUUGCAAGAACGAUUAUGGUAUUUUGCCCUAUUGUAUAUCCGGACCACCAGGAACUGGGAAAACGAAAACAUUGGUCGAGCUCGCUAUGCAACUUCUCGAAGGCCAUACGGUUGAUCAUAUCUUGAUCUGCGCGCCCUCAGAUCAGGCUGCGGAUACACUAGCCCUCCGCCUUAAGAAGUACCUUACUCCGACUCAGCUUCUCAGACUCAUCGGACCCUCCAGAGCUGAAAAUGAAGUGCCCCUUGAACUCGUCGGCACAGGCUAUACAUAUAGUGAAGAUGGCAUGUUCUAUAUCCCUCCUUUCCAACAGCUGAUGAAAUAUAACGUUGUCGUGACUUCCUGCAGAGACGCUUCCAUUCUCAUGCAAGCACGAAUCACGAACGCGGAUCUGUGGGCUAUAGAGCAAAGCAUGCUCCAAUCAUUUCGCCCGGAACAAACAACUCCGUCUCCAUCCCUUCAUUUCGGAGCCCUUUUAGUGGAUGAAGCUGCCCAGGCUGUCGAGCUCGAUCUGCUUCCCGCCAUCAGCGUCGUGUGCCCACCAGCCGCGUACCCGUCAUCCAUGCAGCAACCGCGCUUCGUCAUGGCUGGAGACGAGAAGCAGCUAGGCCCACAAACAGCAUCUCGAGAUCCAAGGUUCUCCCGUUCCCUCUUCGCCCGUCUAUUCACUAGACCCCUCUACCAAAACCAUCCGCUCUCCCGCUCCAACAUGAAACCCUCUACACACCCACCCGUUCUAACAAAAGACAAACUUCCAAUUCUAUACCCACCCUUUGCGAAUUUAACCCGGAACUAUCGCUCUCAUCCCGCCAUAAUCAGCAUCCCAAGCUGCCUCUUCUACAACGACACCCUAAUCCCAGAGAAGAAACAACUACCCCCUCCUCCAUCCUCAACACCAACCCUCCAAACCUCCCCACUCUUCAACCACGGCAAAACAUGGCCCGUCCUCUUCGUUCCAAACACCUCCCCCGACGAGAUCGAGCGCGAAAACGGCGGCUGGUACAACGUCGGCGAAGCAAUCCUCGCCUGCAACAUCGCCUCCCACCUCCUCUCGCAUGCCGCAUCCCUCCCACAAUCCUCCAUCUGCAUCAUGUCACCCUUCGCCGCUCAAGUCCGUCGGAUCCGCGCUCUGCUCCGCUCAUCCGCGUAUAACCUGCGCGACGUCAAUGUGGGUCCUGUCGAGGCGUUCCAAGGACUAGAAAAAGAAGUCGUGAUCCUAUGCACCACGCGCUCUCGCGCAGCAUUUCUAGAUUCGGACAUCAAACGCGGAUUAGGCGUUGUAGGGUUCCCUCGGAAAAUGAACGUUGCGAUUACGCGAGCGAAGGAGGCUUUGUUCGUGUUGGGGCAUCCCGGUGUGCUGGGUACCGAUGAGGUGUGGAGACAGUGGAUGGGGUUUUGUGCGCGGAAUGGGCUCGUCUAUAACCAUGGUGGUAGUGGCGGGGAGGUUCUUGGGGCGAUGGAGGGAGUAGGAGGGGAGGUGGCUAGUGGGGCUGAGGAAGGGAUGAAAAUUGGAGUUUUGGAGAGAGCGCUUGUUGCUAAGGGAAGGAAGAUGGUGGAAGGAAAGGAAGAGAGGGUUUUGGGAGGUGCGAUGGAUAUGGGGAUGAUGCAGCUGGAUGAUGGAGGGUACGAGGCGUGGGUGGAGGGGUUGCGGGAGGCGCUUGAGGAAGAGGAGGAGACUGACGGGAUUGAAUAUGAAGAAGAGGGGGAACAGGAUGAUGGAGCGGAGGAAACCUAGGGUAUUGAAUACGGAAAAGAAUAGAUUGUGAGCGGACACGAGGCUGACAAGUUGGGAGCACUGAAUGAGGUUGGAUUUUCGUUAACCCAUC
Periconia digitata is the source of this 4147-nucleotide messenger RNA. NCBI's taxonomy places the organism in Eukaryota, Fungi, Ascomycota, Dothideomycetes, Pleosporales, Periconiaceae. The record is from the annotation of a GenBank genome assembly.